AUGGGUACGCCAAGCAUGUCCCCGGGUGUUGCAUGCAUAGAGAGGCGCCCCGUCACUGGUUCUCACUGUAUGAUACGGUGGUGCAUGCCUAACACAUCAGCAUAUGAUACGGUGGCGUCGUUGCCAAGCUGUAGUUUAGUGUCCCCGUCACCUCCAACCCCGGACGUGGAAACAAUUCAAGCUGCUCGAGACCGACUCAUGCGCGACCAAGUUUCCCGAGUCGGCUUCCGAGUCAUCGGACAACUAUGGUCCAGGGCUCCAGGCCCUGUCCGACUACCACUCAGGCUCAAGAAUACCGCCUCUGUUUACCUGACGACGGUCUCAAGACUUAUUGCCAUCUACUCUAGAGGAGGAAGAGGAAGUCCCUCUGGCAGGCGCCCAACGAGACUUAGUCCUUACCGCUACGUCACAAGGGAAGAUCAUACACCGCUGCAGCAGAAGCACAUCAGUUCACUACGCGAUCCUUUCCUUGGGCGUUCACUCCACUCGAGCCGCUCUCCCAGCCUCCCGUCCCCAAAUCGCCCGCCUUCCCAAACCCUAGCCACCGACGCGCCCCCGCCGCCACCACCGCCACCGGAUCCGGAGGUUCUGAUCGACGAGCUUGUGGAAGAGUUCCUUCUCCGCCUUUCACCGGAGGACCCCGCGCUCCUCGCUCGCGCGGCCCUCGUCAGCAGGCAGUGGUACCGCGUCGUCACCGGCCCCUCCUUCCGCCGUAGAUUCCGUGAGUUGUACCGCUCGACACCAUUGCUGGGCUACGUCCUCAAUCUCGCCGACUCCAUCCGCUUCGUCCCUCUGUCAUCAUUUCGCCCGCCCCGUACACGCCGCCGCGGUGUGCGAGCGGUCAGCUCAAGCCAUGGUCGCGUCCUCCUCCAUCGUUUAUCCGGGGAGGAUCUGGUUGCCCCUGGUUUCCCCGUGAAGGAUGUGGAUGUCCUCCUCUCCGUGUGGCAUCCCAUCACGGACGAGCAGCAGGACCUGCCCGUGGUGCCACUGCGGCCGACCCGAUACCCGAACAUGGCUAACUGGGACGCGGCCGUCAUCUACUCUGGAGGCGACGGCUGCGACCAUCUCCACUGCCAUUUCAAGGUAGUCUUCGUGGGAAAUUGUGAAGACAGGAAUUUCUCUUGUUUCUACUCAUCCGAGGCUGGUAGCUGGAGUGAUCCCGUCUUUGCUGCGGAGGAGUCCGAGAAUUUUUUUUUUGUCCCAGGGAAAUGUAUCCCCAUUGGCACUGCCCUCUACACCACGUGUAUAUGUACCAAUGAAAUCCUCAAGUAUGACUUGCGGACACAUCAAAUGUGUAAUAUUACCAUAACAAUAGGACCUGGUGUCCCACCCGACAUCAUGGAACAUAGCUCUAGGCUUAUUGCUGCAGAGGAUGGUAGGCUAGGAUUUGCCAGGGCAAGCAAUUCAACACUUGGCCUGUGGCUAAGGGAGAAUGGGAGAUUGGAAGAAAGCAGAGCCAUUGACCUUCACAUUCUACUCCCAGCUGAUGCCCUGCCUGAUCUGGUACUAGAAUCAUCUGAAGCCAUCCUAGCCAAACCUUUGGUGAUCGCCUUUGCAGAUACUGGAGCUGGUGUCAUUUUCUUAUGGACACGUGCUGGGUAUUUCACCAUCGAUCUGAAGUCUGGGAGUUGCAAAAAGGUAGGGGAGGUCUCCUCGGGUCGCGUUGUUCCCUAUGUGAGCUUCUGCACUCCAGCACCGGGAGCAGUCUCCACUGAUGAUACACCAGAAACUGGUGUUGCCAUUUCUACAUAUGAGGCGUGGGGGAGGGGGGGGCGCCAGCUCGUCGCGCUCGAAAACACAAGACCGAAUCUUUGA
Miscanthus lutarioriparius is the source of this 1815-nucleotide messenger RNA. Lineage: Eukaryota; Viridiplantae; Streptophyta; Magnoliopsida; Poales; Poaceae. The record is from the annotation of a GenBank genome assembly.